AUACCAGGCAUUAUGCUCACUUUAUUAAAAAUUACUAUGAAAAUAAAUUUGAAAUAAUAUACUCACUUUUUUUUUUUAAAGAUGGUUCACAGUGUACGCCGCCUCCUUUCUUAUCUCUGGUCAGAUUUCUGGUCUAAACUAGUCCCUUUUGAUGAUGUAUCCUUUCCUCUGUAGAAAAGAACUAUUUCAAAAAGCAAAAUGAAAAAAAACUUGAAAAAAAAUCAAGAGAAUAAUUUUAUUGCCCAAAAACAUAAAAAAAAAAAAAAGAAUAAAGAUCUUUUUUUUUUUUUUUUGUGAAGCUUCUCUAUCUCCUCUUCGCUGGUCUGGUCUGUCAUGGUCUGUUUUUGUCCUGGUGUCUGUAGGGUUUACAAUGUAUGCUGUCCCCUUAGCUUGUCUCUGGUCUGAUCUCUUCUCCCUAAAAUUUAAAUGAUGGAUAAAUUAAGACAUCUCAUCUGCUGAUAAGAACAAAAACAAUUCACAUGUUCAUAAUGUCUGACGCACCUCUCAGACAAUCAGAAUGUAAUGGAAAAUGGAAUAAAUAUAGACCUUUUUUUUGAUAAAGGUUCACUGGCUCCUCUGUUCUGCGCAGGUCUGGUUUGUUCCAGUCUUGGGGCUCUAUUUUCACGGUGGCGGACCCCGUGCAGUGGUUUUUUCAUCUGGCGGAGCCCGGUGUACAGCCAGUUUGGUAUUUUCAUGAACUGAGGCACACCGAGGUCCGCCAAGCUGGGUGUGGUGGCAUGGCAGAGGGUCUGGUGGUAUUUUGGUAGACUGGCGGCGUAUGUAUACGUCACUGAUGCCUCAUCAGCAGGUUUUUCACAGUUUCAGGCACAUUUCAGUGCAAUAAAUAAUCAACAACAACUGAUAAUCUGAGUCGGCACAUACAUUUAGAUCUAUAUCGAUAUAUUCUGAUCUAUAUCUGAUCUGAUGAGCGCGUUUGGCACGCGUUUGGACACUCAACCUGUCCGAAAUACCACAGCUGAAAAUUAAAUUAAAUAUCUAGUAAAUAGACACACAUGAUGAAGUUAACAAGAUAUGUAAUUCGUCUCCCCCCUUUUCUUUCUGACUUUGAAAAGAUGCAUUUAAAGGGGGCUAUGAUAGUGACUGCUCAGAUUGAAAGUAUCUAGGUGAAACAGGCCAUUUGCUUGCUAGACCUGCUCAAAGGUGAAGUGAAUCUGAUCCAUCUGGAAGAUGAGGAAGAUUUUAACUUGACAGUCCAGACCUACUUCCAGACCCUCUCUGUCCCCCUCAAUGGCCCUACUCUAUCACCUCUCACUCCUGCAGCAUUUAAUGAUGAAAGAAAACCCAUCACCAUGACUUGGCGAGUCUCCCAGGAUGUCCAGCCAGAAUGCCCUAAGGAAAAUGAGACCCUAAAAUGCCAUAAAAAAACAGAAAAAUCCCUUGAUGCUGGUGAGUCUCCCACAGGACCAAGCCAUAGAAGAAGCUGCCCAGAGGUUACUGAUACCCUGAAACACAAUAAAAAUCAGAAAAGUCCUUCCAAAAUAAACAAUACAGGUGCAGGGCUUUUGAAAGAUCACAACAACCAGCCAUAUCCAAUAUACCAGAUUUUGUGACCUAUGGCCCAACUGCAGCAAGUUGCAACAUACAACCAAUAAAUGGGCUGCAUAGAUCUCCACGUUCUUCAGGUGUCAAGAUACAGAUCUGCAGUAAGGUCAAAAAGUGGUGGUGGCCAGUCCUGACUUGGUCUUUUCCUGGUGUUAUGGUAAACAGCAGGCUGUUCUUCAGAGAUGUUGUUGGCAGAGACUAUGGCCUCCUGACCUUUCAGUGGGUUUUGUUGAAGAAAUUGUGUAGAUUUCGACUAUAGUGGCAACAAUUGUUGCCGAGUAUAUAACAUAAUUUUUCACUAACAUAACCAACUUGAAAUGAAGGGAGGUCUAAGAAAUAAAAUGCACUUUUUUUCCAGGGAAAAAUUUGGGAUUAAACUAUUUUGCAUUCAGCCUUAAAGGUUGUAAAAAUUCAGCAACAACAUGCACCUGAAGAGCAUGCUCAAACAUGCUCUUUUGGUAUAUUCACUCUGGAACUUGUUAAAACCCUGCUGAAAGUAGGGAAAAAUAGUCAAUUAACCAACUCCAUGUCUAAUGCCAUCUAACUAAAACCUUGAUGGCUAGCUUUCUAGACUAGGACUAGGACUUAAUUUUUUACGGUAUUUUGUGGUUUUAGUGCUGCAGUAAACAAUUUAUAAACCAGUCUUCCGUCUGACCCCGUCUCUGCCCUGCCUUUUCUUUAGACACAUUGGAUUGACAUGGUAUGUGACGUGCAGCACACAUGGCUAUAAGAGGCUGUCAGGAGCUCACACUGAGCCUCAGCAGCUUGUUAUAGCACAGCUCACUGAAAAAUGGCCGCUGCAGUCUGAAUAGAUUUGUAACAAACAACUUCUCUCCUUUUCUUCCAUGACAAACUAAUAACAGCUUUCUCGUUACAACAUGACAAACACAGUUUGGACUAAAGAGUAAGGGGGGCGUGACAGCAGGUUUGUGUUGACCCUGUGCAUGUCCUGAAAGGGGCGUUGUAUUUUGCGGCGAGCAAUCAAAUUUCUCAUAAAGUUAACCAUCGAUACGCCGGAAAUACGGCCUACGGUACUUUCACAAUAAUGGACUAUUAAGUGGCGUUUUUAAAAUAUUUUUUUAUUUUUAUUUUUUACCUUCAGAUGGAAACAGGUUGCCAGAUAAAUGAAACAGCUGUAGAUAAAUGUGUUUGAUUUAAAUCAUUAGAAUCACUCCUUUUCAAAUUUCAAUAUACUUUGUAUACAACACAUUUAUAUGCCAGAUAACCUUAGCAAUAUGUACACUACAGGCCAAAAAGUUUGGAAGCAAGGCCAUUACAUGCCGAACAGUUGGGAGUAACUUCAAGUUUUUGUUCACAAUGCUUUUUGUUUUUUAAAAUCCAGCAUGAGUUUUAUUUAUUUUGGGAUGUAUUUACUCCAUGAUCAGAUGUUGCUUUCAUGGAAAUGCACCAUUUUACUCCAUUUACCUUUAGAUAUACAUGGAUGUUAACAGACCUUCGCUAAAUAUAUGUCAGCAAAAGAUAAUAAGGGCUUAGUUUUAGGGUUGAAAACAUUUGCAAGAGUCACAACUUCAGUGCAAAAGCAAAAAAACAAAUCACAGUUGGAUUUUUCACUUUAACUUUUUCACUUUUGAGAGUCUGCAUACAAAAAUCCUAAUAGAUGUCAACUGCGUUCAAACUGCGUAAUUUGUAAGGGGGGGCUCAGCUUUAGGCAAUCAGACAAAAAAGUUUCUUUUAAAAAAUGGUAAAGGUGUAGCCACUUACCCAAACUGUAUUCAACAACCAAAAUUGACAAUGAGAUAAUCUGUUCUGACCUCCAAAUGCUACAGAAGCCCUGGGUGGUCUUGACAUGAAUCAUACAAUUUAUUGACUAUGUUUCAUGGGGUAUCAAUUUUAUUGUAUUGUUUUCUCAAGAUCUCACUUUAACAUUGGAGGAUCACAUCUUACGCCAUCAACACUGUGAAAGCACAAUAUAAAUGUAGAAAUAAUUUGUGUGUGGGCAAUAGCAGCAUGGCAUGCUGUGGUCUGUCCCACUCUUGCAAUAUUUUGUGUGAUGAAAAGAAACUGUAAUUAUGAGAAAAAAAAAAACAUUGUUAUCCAACCUCAAAAUAAGUAGAUAAACGUCACUAUAAUGAGAAAACCAGCGUUGACAAAAAUGGCAAGGAACGAUAAGUUAAGAUCCCAUGAAAACAACUAGAAAACAACUCACAGGAUAACCAUGCAAAUGAAAUGUGUGUACUUACGUGUGACUGUGGAAUAUGAAAACAGCAUGAAUGUUUUUACUCACCAAAAUUCAAGCGAUAUUAUUCAAGCUUUUAUUUUGUUAAAUCUUGCCGGAUGCGUGUUCUUCUGUUGCUUAUUUUCACGGCUGUAUUUAGAGGCUUUCGCUGUAUUUACCGUGGCUUUGCUGAAUAGCUUUAUGUAACAGUAAUGCCUUCACUACAAACAAGACAAGUCUUUGAGUCUAUCUUUGAAUGAAAUAUAUCAGGGCUGGAAACAUGUGUUUAUCUAAGGCUUAGUCGUUCAUUUAAUUGUUAAAAGUGGACCAGAGGAGUGUCGGUACUAUCGCCGUGUUUGGGUUAUCUAAAUAGUUCUUUUGCACUUUGCGCAUUUUUAUCGCCUUAAUAAAUAUAUCCUUCUGUUUGUGCAAAGGGAAAUAAAAAAAGAGUCAAACUGCAAUGGUGGAGGACAGAGAGACUCAGGACAUUCAGUACCUUUUAGCAACGACCCGUCAGCCCUUCACACCACCAAAGACACACUAGUCAGCUCAUAGUUGAGUCUAGGACAUAUCCGUUUAUUUUUUUAUUUUAGAAACCAUGGCUGCUGCUUUGUUCAGAAGAGGGACAGGACUGUGUAUCAGGGUAAGUCAACUUACUUGUCUGUCUAUGUUUAGUUACAAGCAGACUUUGGGGUAAUGAAAUAAAAGUGUGUAAAAGUAGUUCCACCUUAUUAAAAGUUUAGUGAUAUUUAUGUGAACCUCUAAAGGUUAACUUGUCUUUCACCUCUAAGAGCACAAAGUCACUUGAUUAAAAAAUUGACUCAGCAUAGGAUGGCAGCACCACUGAUUGAGAUGGACUGGGGCUGGUGGAGAGUUUUGACCUCAUGUUGCUAUUUUUCAGGAUCAAAACAGCCCUUUAUUGGGUGCUUGGGCCACCCGAUUCAAUACCUUUUUUUCUCCCCUUGGGCCAUAUGAGCUUUUACUCCAGUAAACAAUGAAUGACCCCUGCACGCAGCGUGACUUCUGACUGCCAUCUCUAUUUGGCACAAUUGAUGAAAUUUCUGCAGUUACAUAGUUUUAGUCAUGACAGUGAGAAAAGAAAACUUUUUCCUUUCCAUCUGUAGUAUAUCAUUAUGUAUUCUGUUCUCCUUCCAUCAACACAUGGCUUCUGGAUUACAUUAACCUUUUCACCCUGACAUUAACCUUAUACACAUUAGCACCAUAGGGUCAUUAAACUCAGUGAUGUGCCAAUGCCAUAUUGACCUAUGAUGGCCCGAUUUUAACCCAGUGCACAUACUGUGGUGAUUCAGUUUUUACUCCGCUUACCCUAUAUGGACUAGCUUGAUUGAUCUGACACCCAUGGUUCUAAACAUCUGUUCAGUGUUUCUCACAUACACACUGGAGUCUACCUCAAAAUCACAUGUGUACAAUACAAUCAACUAAACCAUCAAGGGUCAUUAGUGGAUCGCUUUAAUUUUGAAGUCUGACAAGUGUUGUGAAGAUAUACUGCAGCAUCCCAUAACUUGAUUUCAUGUGUGUGUUUGUGUGUCCAGUGUGUUCACAGAGAGUUGUGCAGACUUGUGUGGAGGCCACAGACUGCUCUGCUCAGCACCAAAGCGUCAGACAAGAAACAACCACGCAGAACACACAUUAGUAAGACAUAUACACUUUACUGCAUUGAUUUCUCGUUCGUGUUUUACUCAUAAUUGUUAUAGUCUUCAAUUUGUUGAUCAUUUUCAGUUGAGAAUAGUGAAUAAAGGUUAAGAAAUGGCAUAGGUCUAUGUUGGAUGGAUGAAUGUUAACAAAUACUGACACUUUAGUACCAACGUAUGUUAAUACAGACCUCUGCUGGAGUCACUUCAGAUUGAUUUGUCUUCUGAUAACAGAAAAAGCCAAACCCCAGCCGGCUCUGGAUGUCGCCAAACUCCUGGAGCAACUUUACUCACAGCGCAGACCUGGCACUGUGUCCCCUGUUGGGAAAGGUUAGCAACACAUAGAAUUUGAAUUUGACUUAUUAACCCUGUUUUUCUUAACCAGGUUAAAGGUACUUUUUGGCAUCUUAUUGGACUUUUGAGUUGCCUGUUGCCAACAUUUGUAUAAUUAUAGAUACAAUGUUGUUGUAAGAUAAGAUAUAAGUUUUGUGGACUGAAAUGCACAACAGAAUACUGCAAGGCAAAUCUGAUUGCAAGUGACCGCAAACAUGCUCCUAGUUUAUUGGGAGGAUGAUUAUUUUGUACCAGAUGUUUUAAACUACUGUUUUCUUCUUCAUCUGUCAUGUGUGCAUUAGCUGUAUUUUUUUUUAUCCCUUUACAUCCUUUUUUUCUUCACUCAGCAGAUUGCUGUUCAACAUGAGUUCAGUUCUGCUACAGGUUUCUGUUUGUUAAAGGCAGUUUGUCCUUGCAACUGUAACUCACUAAAUUCUGUAAAGUACUCAGCUUGUGGUCGAUAUGAUACAAUAUGAUAUGAUGUGAUACACUGAAAUAUUUCCUUUGGAAAAUUGGUCUUGGACUUAACUGCCUCUAAAAGAGUACCAACAUAUCAAACAAUAAAUACAUAAAAGAAGAAAGGAUGAGAUUAAAUCUUGUCGUUUCCUGGUGUUGGAUCUUUGUUCACAAUAUAGUCUAAGAGUUUGAUCUAAGCCUACUGUUUCUGUACAGCAUAUUAAGACAACAUUUGUUGUGAUCUUGCACUUCAUGACUGAAGAUUGAUUGAUUGGUUUUCCUCUUACAGCUCGACUAGCCAAAGCCUCUUCCACACCUCUGUCAUCCCUCACUGCUGCUCCUGUGGGACCACUAAAAGAUGCUGCCGUUAGAGAUCCAGUGGAAGCCAAAGUAGACACAGCUGAAGAAGCCCAAACCAAAAACACAGACUCAGUGGGGAUUGAUGUCUCACAUACUGCCAAAGAUGUACCUUUAAUGGAAAUAACUCAAGACUCACCAGCAGAAGCGGAUACUUUUCCAUUUGAAACAAGAACUGCUGUUAAUGAGGGUCCAGUAGAGCCUAACAACAAGCCAGAAGAUUUAGCAGCUGAAACCAUUAGCACGGACUCAAAUGUGGUCAACAUUUCACAAGCAGCAGCAUCAGAAGCCUUCUUAGAAACUUCGGCAGGGUCUACAGUAGAUACAAAAGAAGAUUCUCCAGCUCAAAAAACACUGAUUGAAAGCACAGACUCAGGUCCGAUAAGCCUUUCAAGCUCUGUUGAAGAAGAACCUUUAAUUGAAACAACAACAGAACCAUCAGGAAAGGUCAAUACCUCACCUCAGGAAGCAUUAGAGAAUGAAACUGUAGCAGAUGCAGCAGCUCCUGCUGUGCAAAACAACAGCACAGAGUCAGGUUCAUUGAGCACCUCAGAAGAAACCAUUGCAGAGCCAGCAUUUGAAACAGGUACCUCUCCUCAGGAAACAUCAGACAGUAGUGCUGCUGUUACUGACUUUCCAUUAGAAACCAAAGUCAAUGAAGCAGUAGAUUGUGGAGCUCAAUCAGUACAAACCAAGAUAGCAGACUCGGAUUCUUUUAGCAUCUCACAUAAAGAAGGAGAGUCCUCAAUAGACACAAAAAUAGAACCAUCAAUAGAGGCCAGUACCUCCGUGCUGGAAACUGUUGAAAAUAAUUUGGAAGUUACAAAAGGACCAGAGGAAACUACAAUAGAAAACGUAUCAGAUAAAGAAGCUAAAGCUGUUGAAGCUAACAGCCCAGACUCAGGAGUUGUUCACAUAUCAGUCAAUGCCAAAGAAGAACCUUUAAUAGAGAUAACAACAGAGCCUGUAGUGGAGGCUGGAGCAUCUCCUGAGAGUGGAGCUGAGCUUUCAGAGAGUGAAGUAGAGCCCAUAUCAGAAAGUAAAGCUGCUGACAACCUUUCACACAUCACCUUACUCCAAAGUGUUCAAGAAUCUGCACCAGUCGCCUUGGAGGACAAAGUAGACUCUAUAAUACAGUCACCUUCAGAGCAUGUCGCUGCGCCUGAAGAAGUGGAAAAAACUGAACAAAUGACGCUGGAGUCAGUAACACUUCACGGAGUACGGGUUCAGGUUGAAUCAUUUGAAACUGAAGAGCUCACACAAACAAAUGCUUUUCUUGAUGGGAAAGCAGAACAAGAACUCCAGGAGAUUGUAGUCCAGGCAGGGAGUGGAGCUGAAAGUAGAGCUGUGACCGAAACAGAAAACUCUUCUGAAAUUGAGGAUGAGGGAAAAAAUCUAAGUGAAGUUCUGUCAGAAUGGGACUCAUUGUCUGAGGAGCUUCAACAGUUGGAAGGAGAAAGUGGUAUGUUAGUGAAAGAGCUUCUCUUUCAUGUACCUACAGCAAUUUCCAAAACUCCUGAUUUGACUCCCGAACCACUUCCGAGAGCAAACGAAGACCCUGUGCCCACACAGGAGGAGGAAAUCGAAGCAGAGGCCAUGACGCUGGAAUCAGUAUCCCUUGCUAAUGUAAAAGCUGAAGUAAGAGGUCUUGAUACUGAAGUUCUCCUGGAGACAAGGAAUGAGCUUGAGAAAGAAGCUGAGGUUCUUGCAAAGGGGGAGAAAGUGGAAGUGUCAAUCAAGGAAGAGGGAGAAGAGGAUGCUGGUUCUGAUGGCAUAACAGAGGCUCACCUUUUAUCACUAGAUUCUAUUUCUGAAGCUACUGAUGCAAUCGAAGCUGAGACAUCUGUUAUUUUAGAGGCCAUGUUUGGUUCUGAGCAAGGACAAAGGCAGCCACCUGAAACUACACUUGACCAGGAACUGAAGCAACAGGAUGAGCUGAUCAGUCAGGAAGCAGAAAAAGAGUCUGGGGAACAGGAAAAGGGUAUCUUAGAGGCCAUGACUCUGGAGUCUGUGACUUUAGCUGAAGUAGAGGCAUUGUUGGGAAAUCUAGAGAGUGACUUUCUAAGUGAGGCUUCAAAUUACCUGGAGAGAGAAGCUGAAGUUCUUGCCAAUGAAGAAAAGAUGGCAGUUGAAAAAGAGGAGGAGCCUGAAGAAGCCGAGGCUCUGAACAUUGAGUCUCUGUCUCUGCCAGAAGAUGAAGUUCUGCAGGUUGAUGCUCUGGUGGAGGAGCUGCUCUUUUCUGUCCCUGGGCCUGUUAAAGGUGUAACUGAAGGCUCGAUUGAAAAGGAGGCUGCAAGAGCUAAUAUAUCUGAUGGUAAGUUUGAGUCCAGUCACAGAAGAAAUGUUUAUCACAAAGUUUGGAGAAAUAGUUUGCCACCUUGAGACAAAUUAGAGCUAGAUGAAGAAAUAGACACCACCCUCAAGGUUAUGUAAUAAGUGUUCAGCUUUGUCCUGAGGCGAUGAGUUUAGCGUGACAUUCAGACUGGCAGCAGAAAAAAGGUUGUUUUCCUAUCUCUAAAUAUUGAAAACACUCUACCAAUAGCUGCAAUACAUACAUUUUAACUUUUGCCCCAUGAACAACGGCAAUGUAAAAAAUGAGAAUUGUUAUUUUUGUUCUCUAAGCUGCAGUGAUUCAUGGUGACAUAACGCUGGGACGGAUUAACUGAGAUUCUUCAAGAAAUUGUGACUACAUUUUUCGCCAUUCUGCUUUUGUAGAUUGAAAAAAAAUAUUUGUUCACUCCUAAGAGAGGGCAAAGCUCGCUGUUCCCUUUUGAUUCAAGUCUAUAAAUUAAGUUUAUCAUCUCCAGAAAGCUAAGAAAUGUUUUUAUGGUUUUAUUUAUAGUUUGUUGUUGUUGAAGGAUUAGAUGCUCCGGAAAGUGUUAUCAGCUCUUGCCCUGCAGACCCGUUUUUGUCAUUUUCAGAGGUUGUUGCCACAGCAACUGCUGCCACUGGGUCAGACGAUGUUGAAACACUGGCUGAGAUGGCAGAUGAUAUUUCAGCUUCUGCUCCAAGUGAGAUGCUGCAAGGACAGGAGGAGGAGAAGGUGGAGAGUGCACAGGCUGAAGACUUGGAGGAUGUUGCUGAAGUGGGGACACAAACAGGUAUACACAUGCAAGUGAUUGGAUCAUAUAUGACAGUUCUGCAGCUUAUAAAUGUUGUACAGCCCCAAAGUUAAGUGCCGCUGAAGAAGAAGGUAAGUUUAAGGUGUUGUGUCUGUCUUCUUUACACCAGAUACUGUUUUCCUACACUGUAGCCUUCUCUUUUAUCUAAAUGGUUUCCUGCUAGGUUAACUACAUCGAGAGAAAAAAAAGGCAUUUUAUAGUUCCAGGCAAAAAGCCUGAGGUGACAGCCUCCAUCCAGCUUCAUCGUAACACUUCCUCUGCCUCUCCUCAUUACUGAUGAUCUCUUUAGAGCGCCAUGUUUCUCUAGUUACGACAUGACAAAUGGGGCAAUAACCAGGCCACAAUCUCCAGUGUUGAAAAAUGAAGCCAAUGCAGAAGUGAAGUAUUGUCGGAGGGGCAUUUAUUUUUAUUUAGAAUACUUAAGACUGAACAGUUUGCAGAUUCAUAGUGGCCUCACUCAGCCAAAGCAUUUCAUAGACAAACUUUUAUGCCAUGAACUUUGACUAUGAACUUCCUUUUCAUACUGUUCCUCUGCAAGGUGGUUGAGUGGUGCAGAGGAGUGUUGUCAGGUGUUGACUUUGGGUUUGAAUACUUUUGUUUUUACGCCUUUUUUUCAGUUUUAGAUCCAGUACAGAGACUCUUCCUGGAGAAGAUCAGGGAAUACAGCAACAUGCGCAGGUUGGUAGAAUCAUAAAAUGUUUAGUGGGCUGCAGGGGCUGCGUGAUCACAGACAACAUCUCGGUACUAUUUAGUAGCAGCGCACGCCCCUUGUAAUAACCUCCGUAAAAACUGUUGUUCAGGACUGCUUACUUGUGCUUCCUACCCAUUCGGCUACUGUAAUAACUGUUGUUCUCGCCUACAUGCAACAUUUUUGUUCUCAUUCAUGAAACACUAAAAUCCAGAACAUUUUCGGGGACAGCUUUUGCCAGGGACAGGUCGUCCAAUUCGGGGACUGUCCCCCGAAAUCGGGAGCGUCUGGUCACCUUACUGUAAAAUUGCUCACAGGUUUGAGUGCAUCUGGUUGUUUUUCUCUGUAUUUCUUAGCUCUGUGAUGUUUCAGUGACCUGUCCAUAGUGGGCCCUGCCUUUAACCCAAUGGCACCCAGAAUUGGCUCCAGCCCCAACAGUAGGGGUGUAGAUAUCAGGGGGAUGGACAGGUGUAGUUUCACUGCUCAUGAAAAACAAAUAAGACUGGGAGUUCAGGUCCAUCCUUCUGUCAGAUAUACUGGAGAUAUUCCAAAUAAGCUAAAGAACUUGUCUCUACUAUGAUAAUUAUUUAGAAGAAACAAAGUGCAACAUCAUGUACUGGAAGACAUCUCAACACUUCAGUUGACAGGAUGGCUUCCACAUCUUUUAAGAUUUUUUCUCAUAUUCCAUCUCUUCUUGUCUCUUCUAAGAUUAAAUGGAGGGCCGCUUAAGGCAGAGCCAGAUUAUGAGAAACGCCUGUCAGAGGAGACAGCAAAGCUUCGGAGACUUUAUGGAGGAGGAGACCUGAGCAGUUUCCCAGAGUUCACAUUUGCUGGUGAGAGAAAGACAACAGACUUUUUGAUGACUUCAUAAGCAACAUUGUGCAACACCUCAAAGUAAACCAAGGACAUAGUAUUUGUUUAAGGAGGUUAUGAUUGAAUGAAUAGAACACAAAUAUUUGAGAUGCAGGGAAACUGAUAAAAAAAACAAACAGUACUGCUUUUAGGAGAUAUAGUAUAUACAGUAUGCUGAGAGGAUAAACUUUUCUUAAGAAAUCAUAAAAUUAUUUAGUGCCCAGAAGAUAAAGAAUUUACAUUCCUGAAAGAAUAGUUUAUGACAUAAUGUGAUUUUAUCCACUCAUAAACAUGAAUUGAUUUACUAUGUUUGAAAAAAGAAACUGAUUACACCUGUUUUUUUUUUUUUAAAGCUAAGUCAGUCUGACUCCAUGUGACUGAUUAUAUCUGGAGCGUUUUACAGUCACAAAAUUUUGGAUCAGUCAGACCAUCCAUGACAAUAAAAUGUGACUGAUGCAUUUGCUUCAACUUUAGCGCAAUGGGGGAAAAACCGAAGUCACCCCUGUGAUGCAUUGCUUUAAUAACCUUGUUUGUGUAUUACAUUCUGUAUGAUAAUCCAAUUACGCAUGGAGAUUUAAUUGUAUUUUUACCUCUGGAACAUGAUGUUUCAGCUCUACGGCACUACAACAGAUUAAUUUUUGUGUCUGAACUCAGAGUAUAUAGUGUGUUAAUCUCACAUACUCAAGAAAUUAUUUCUGCUGUUUUCUCUGCAGAACCUGAAAUCGACAAGGAAUCCAAAUGAUCCACGAUGCCUACCUCCUAUGUUAAAUCUCCUCCUGUAACCCCUUCUCCUUUUUCCUUUCGUCUCCUCAUUGCUCUCUUGUUUGACUACAUGGAGCAGGAAAGAGAAAAGGCAAUAGUAUUAGCAGUUUGGGCGAGCUGCCGUGAAAAUAUGGGAAAAUGUAUUUGCUGUUUAUUUGGACUAUGCAAUAAUAAUUGAAGCACAUUUAUUUUAUUAAAUGACACCUUUAAAAAAAA
Xyrichtys novacula (pearly razorfish) is the source of this 12177-nucleotide messenger RNA. The record is from the annotation of a GenBank genome assembly. NCBI's taxonomy places the organism in Eukaryota, Metazoa, Chordata, Actinopteri, Labriformes, Labridae.